Messenger RNA from Clonostachys solani, 1491 nucleotides. NCBI's taxonomy places the organism in Eukaryota, Fungi, Ascomycota, Sordariomycetes, Hypocreales, Bionectriaceae. The record is from the annotation of a GenBank genome assembly.
AUGGCCCGAAGGCAAUCUCAUGAAAUGAACAACGAAAUGAACAUAAAUCCACAGAAGAUGACGGCCUUGAACCAGGUGUCAGCCCCGCCAUCAUCAUCACCAUCAUCAUCAGCAAGUUCGAAGAGGCUGGGUCACGCAGCCACCCCGGAGAAAAGACCCAAUAGCAAGAUUCGGAAGGAGCAAAACCGUCUCGCAGCCCAAAAGUACCGGUUUAGGAGAAAGCAGCGGCUCUCUUUACUCAACCAACUCCUUGAUUAUCCAGAGACGGCAGGAAAUCAACCAUCUACACCGAAAUCGGACUUCUGUUCAGAUUACAUACCAACAGUUUCAUCUACUGCCGAGCCUAGUAUCAGUACUCUCCAAAACGUGGCUGUCCCUGAUUCCGGAAUAAGAUACCUUGACGGGGGCUUUGGUAGCUUUGAAACAUGUGACAAUCAUGCUAUCCAGUAUUUUUCAUCCCCAUCAACUGAAAGAAUUUUGCUCGAGGCAGGCGCCGAUCAUAUUGCACCCUAUUCGUCCUGGGCCUCGCUCUCAAACACGUUAGAACUAUCAUCUAUCCAACAGCCACCGUCCUUAAUGAUUGGGGUGGCUGCUCCAUCUCUAUAUGAGAAUGUUCAAGGCGGACAACAAAAUAACCCAUUAACGGAUCCGGUUCCUGACGAAAACCUUACAGCAGAUCCGGUAUCUACUGUUCUUGGUAUCAUCCAACGCUUGCCCUUGUCUCAAAAGCGCCAGAUAUUGAGUACACUGCUAAUUGAGGCUGACGAUGAGAUUGGCAAAAACUCUGAAUCCCAGCAAAUAUCUCAAUUCAUCCCAUUCUCAUCAGUGGAUCACGUCGAAUCUCGUGACUCACGAAGAAUACUAAUUCGCAUAAAGAGAGAAGUCCGGAUGUUUGAGGCCAAGCUUAGGAACACCCUGGCUUGCCACUCCUCUUUGCCCGACCCAAGAGUGAAUCUGAUCAGAGUCAUUAACUCCAACUUCUACCAAGCUAUUCUUUCAAACUCAGAGGCUAUCGGUCUCUUCAACUGCGAAGUUCUCAAGAACGACGGCCUUUCGCCGUUUAGCAUUGACCACGAAAAGGGAUAUCCCCAAGAUGAACUUGAAGUCGCCCGUGCUCGGUUUGCGGCUCAUGUACCGCCAGGUCUGGCACCUUGUGAUGCGCAACUUAAACACGCACACCAUCCUUACCUCGACAUUAUCCCUUUCCGUGAAUUUCGGGAGAGGGCUGUGGCAGCAUUGGCAUGUGACCCCCCUCUAUUUUGCGAGGAGAUGAUGUGCAAGGACAUGGAUGCCGAGGGUUUGGUAUGCUGGGGAGGUUCGCCUGCAGAUCAAGAAAGCACGGCAAAUCGAGGCAUGGAGAUGGAAGUGCCAUGGGACCCACGUAGCUGGGAGCCGAAGGAAUGGUUUCUGCAAAAGUACUGGUUCUUGGUAGGGGGAGAAGAUGGAGAAAUGCGCACCAGUGCGCGGCUUUGGGCUCAACGAAGACAGUGA